GUUCCCGACAGCCGCCAAGUCAACACCAGCUGCUCCUCACACUCACCAUGUGCCGCCAACUCCUGACAGCUCUUGUGGUGGGCGUGGUAAUCAUGGGCGCACUGGAGAUGGGCGGCGCAGAGGCCAAACCAGACCCCACUCAGCUUGCCCAAAUGGCUGACGUUAUUAAGUACCUGCAUGAGCUGGACAAGUAUUACUCCCCGAUGUCCCGACCCAGCCCCCGCUCAGCCCCGGGACCCGCCUCGCAGAUUCAAGCGUUGGAAAACACCCUUAAGUUCCUACAGUUGCAGGAGCUUGGCAAAAAGUACUCUCACGUGACCAGACCGCGAUUCGGGAAGCGUAGCGAGAUGGUGCUGCCUCCUGGUGACGCCCUGGUGAGUGUGCGCGACCAACAGGUAAUACUUUAAGAUGGAGGCAAGUGAGAGGCUGCUGGAGACACUGGCAAGGAGGCGGUGAGCACAUCGUCUAUAUGAGCUUAGCCUUCACAUGGCAUCGCUCACUACCACUACCACCACCAUCACCACCACCACCGCCGCUUCUUUUUCUCUCCUCCCCAUUGAGUUUAGGUUCCGCACUCAAUCGUCUCUCUGUCUAGUGUUCGUGUACCGCUGGUAUCUCUUCGCAUCGUGUUGGUGGCAGACUUGGUGUAUAGCUACGUAUGUUUACCUAUGCUGGUGACGUGUACAGGUGUUCCAUCCUUGUCUUACUAUUAUUAUUAUCAUUAUUAUCAAUUGUGUGAGGAGUCUUGUUUGUGGCGUCCGUUCAUCUAUCUACUCUCUCUCUCUCUCUCUCUCUCUCUCUCUCUCUCGUAUUCACUCACUUGACGCUGGUGCUACUGUCCUAUCACCUCAAAUCAACAAGACCACUUCCUCAACCUCCAACACGUGGCUUCAUGGAGCAACACCUUGUCCACGGCGCCUCCAGGACAUCUCACACGCCCUCUAACGGACCCCACAUGCCUUCACACUCUCUAUAACACGUCCCCACCAACACCUAGCUCCUGGUCACACGCACCCCACUAAAGCUAAGACAAAGGGAAGGGCUGUGUGACGCGCCCGGUGUUCAGAGGUCCUUCGUCACCCACAUGUAGUAGAGAAAAGGUCAUGAGAGAGAGAUUCAGCCCCAAAUGUUCACUAGGUGCGCCAUACAGAAUUGAACUUGCUUCCUUCCCGUUCCAGCAGCCCGCCAGCCAUGUACUUCUUCGGCUUCCUCCUCCUCUUCCUCUCCUGCUCCAACCAUCUCUUCCUCCCGCGCCUACAGUGUAAUUUGUGACAUCCAGGAGAAUAAACAAUAAUGCACUUGGUGUAUUAAAUGUACUACAGCA
Portunus trituberculatus (swimming crab) is the source of this 1324-nucleotide messenger RNA. RefSeq names its product neuropeptide F-like. The record is from RefSeq and is a predicted model, not a curated record. The transcript is spliced from 4 exons. NCBI's taxonomy places the organism in Eukaryota, Metazoa, Arthropoda, Malacostraca, Decapoda, Portunidae. Bases 48 to 407 code for a protein of 119 amino acids.